Molecule: messenger RNA, 995 nt
Organism: Ceraceosorus guamensis
Lineage: Eukaryota; Fungi; Basidiomycota; Exobasidiomycetes; Ceraceosorales; Ceraceosoraceae
Exons: 3
Coding region: 120-902 (260 amino acids)
Source: RefSeq, a predicted model, not a curated record
UGCCUGCCUGCAUGCUGACCGUGCUGCGAUCUCAUGUGUCGAGCGCACAGAAGAGUCACAAGUCUCACCUUCACGAGUCGUCGAGUCUUCGAAGCGGCGGAUCCUAGUUUCCCGCUUGAAUGGCGCAAAGAGGAACGACCCGAAGCGCCUCAACCGAGCGGGCACCGCAAAUGAACCGCUCCCAGCCUCCCGCUUUCACUUUGCACGCCUGCGCAGACAAGAGCAGAGACUCAUCGAAUCUCAACUCAUCAUACGGGCUAUUUCCGCCAGCGCAACUCAACAGACCGUUCCUCCAAAAGCAACGGCGACUCGAUCGCGAAUUAGAAACUGAAUCACACUUGAUCAUCCAAGGCGGGGCUGAAACACGACGACCGCCUUGGUCGCUUUAUAUCAAUACACAUUCAUACGCGCGUGCGAUCACGCGCCUUCGGAGCGGCGAACAGACUUCAAAAGGCUCAUCAAUCGUUGGGACCUGUACCGAAAUUGUCCAGAAGGCAGCAGACGAGUGCGCCGACCGCUCGCAACAGUCAAGCUACCGCCGCGAGAGCGCGACUGCUGGCCGCCCCAUCCCCAUCAUCGCUGCGCUGAUUGGAUUUUGGCGGAGGCGUAAGCGAACGCCAACAGCAAGGUACCGCGACGGCCGGGCACUGCGCACUCACGACUGCACCGCAGCGCAUAGGGACAGCGUCACCUAUAGCACCGCCAGCAGAGAAUCGGAAGCGUGCGGCUAUAGCGGUUGCAACUGCUGGGAGGGCAUAGUAGGACGAAGUGCGCCCAUGCCCCAGCUCUACGGCAGUCCUUCCAACAUUCUAGACAGCUGUAUAAAUACCUUGCAUCGCUGUCAGCAAAGCAAAGACAUUGCUUCUUCGCCUUGCUUUAGCACGUGUCUGGCACCAGUCUAGAGUCAGGACCCCUGUAUAUCCUAUCUUAGUCACGGGCGCUGUGCGCUUUUAAUGCACCUACCAUCAAGAGGCCCUCUCCAGCAUCAAGCUUGA